Helianthus annuus (common sunflower) is the source of this 438-nucleotide messenger RNA. RefSeq names its product 7-dehydrocholesterol reductase-like. Lineage: Eukaryota; Viridiplantae; Streptophyta; Magnoliopsida; Asterales; Asteraceae. The coding region runs from base 1 to 399 and encodes 132 amino acids. Gene Ontology annotation, cellular component: endoplasmic reticulum membrane. The transcript is spliced from 3 exons. Gene Ontology annotation, molecular function: oxidoreductase activity, acting on the CH-CH group of donors, NAD or NADP as acceptor. Gene Ontology annotation, biological process: brassinosteroid biosynthetic process; sterol biosynthetic process. The record is from RefSeq and is a predicted model, not a curated record.
AUGGAAUUGUAUCCCCGAAUUGGCAAGAACUUUGAUAUCAAAGUUUUCACAAACUGCAGAUUUGGGAUGAUGUCAUGGGCUGUUCUUGCUGUCACGUAUUGCAUAAAGCAGUAUGAAACAAACGGCAAAGUAGCAGACUCCAUGCUUGUAAAUACCGUGUUGAUGUUGGUUUACGUUACAAAAUUCUUUUGGUGGGAAGCUGGGUGCUGGAACACAAUGGAUAUUGCACAUGAUCGAGCUGGAUUUUAUAUCUGUUGGGGAUGUUUGGUUUGGGUUCCUUCUAUAUAUACUUCCCCUGGCAUGUACCUUGUCAACCAUCCUGUUAGUCUCGGACCGCAGGUGAUUUUUUUUAUAAAUGAAAUUAAAAAAAAAGUAUUUUUUAUACAAAUAAAGGUGUAGAAACUAGAAACUGGGAUUAUUGGUUGGGGGGAAGCUCCA